AUUAUUAUUAUUAUUAUUAUUAAUUUUACGCUGUUGUGCUGCUUGCUGUUGAUUAUUAGGAGAAAUGCAUAUGGUUGUUGAUGUUUCUCUUGCCUUCUAUGCUUAGUUAUGUGGUUUUGAGUUGUUUUCAUUCACCUGUAUGAUGAAAUGUCUAAUAGAAGAAUAUAGUUUGUUUCUGAGAUGAAUGUAAGUAGGGUGUGAUUGUUUGUAACCAUUUUCAUCCAACAUAAAUGUGACUUACAUGAAGUCAUGAACUGCAUCCAGACACUACAAUAGUGUCACCUGUUUUGGAACAGCGUACGCCCGAAAUAGAUGGUUAGGAUUGUUCAAUCAGUGUGAUUUUCAGUUGGUAGAACUCAUUCAAUUUACUCUAGGAUCAUGUAGAUGCAAUUUUGUUUAUGGUUGUGGCAGACAUGUAUUAUCAACAGUUAGAACUCAUUCAAUUCCAAAUUCUAUCAACAGAUUAUUUAAAAAGGAUGGUGUUCUUUGGCUCUUCCAUAACCAGCUGCAGUAUAAGAAGAAGAAGAAAAUGGCCUUUCUCCCCGUACAAAGGCAAAUGGCAGCAAACCUUCAAUGAGCAGCAAGCCAUGGAAGAACUAAAGAAAGCAGCUGUAAAGGAAGAGCAAAACCCAGAAACCAAUCUCCUCUCUGUUCUCAUUGCUUCCUUCAGUAGCUACGGCUGUGAUCCAAACUCCUCUGCCUACUCCUUUAUCAUCAACCACCUAUCCCAAAGAUCUCUCCUCUCCCAACUCCCCCCGGUCCUUGACCGCCUCGAAAGAAUUGAGAAAUUCAAUCCCCCAGAAAGGAUGUUUGUCGAUCUCAUCAGAAGCUAUGGCAAUGCAGGCAUGCUCCAUGAUGCCAUCGAACUGUUCUACCGGAUCCCGAGACUCAGGUGUGCCCCAACAGUACACUCCCUCAACACAUUGCUUGCUGUUUUAUGUAGAAAAGAAGAUAACUUUGUCUUGGUUCAUGAUGUUCUAAUGAGGACUGUAGAGAUGAAUGUUCAACUUGAGUAUUUGACAUUUCGGAUUCUUGUUAAGGCUCUUUGUAGAUUUGGGAAGGUGAAUUCGGCCACUGAGCUCUUAAAUACGAUGGCAUUGGAAGUUCAUGGGUGUACGCCCGACUCAAGAUUGUAUUCGAUGAUACUCUCAUCGCUUUGUAAACAUGCUGGUUCAGUUGAAGUUGUCAAUUUCCUUGAAGAAAUGCGGAAGGCUGGCUUUUCACCAAAUGGGAGGGAGUACACAAAUGUGAUUAAUGUUCUUGUUAAGGAGGGAAGGGCAAAGGAUGCUUUUGAUGUCCUGAAUCGGAUGAAAGUGGACAGUAUAAAGCCCGAUAUCGUCAGUUACACUAGUGUUCUGGAUGGGUUUUUCUCAGCAGGUGAUUUUCAGAAAGGAGAGGAAGUUUUCGAUGAAAUGCUUGUCAUGGGUCUUGUUCCGGAUGCUUUUACUUAUAGUGUUUAUAUCAACAGUCUCUGCAAGAAGGGCGAUUUUGAUGGUGCUCUUGAUAUGAUUAUUCGUAUGGAACAAGUGGGGUGCAAGCCUGAUGUGGUCACCUACAAUACGAUCGUGAUGGGGUUAUGCAAGGUUGGGGAUGUGGGGAGAGCAAGGGAGCUCAUGGGGAAGAUGGGGUUGAAGGGCGUCGAGGGGAAUUUGCACACAUAUAGGGUUUUGAUUGAUGGUUUGGUUUGUAAAGGUGCAAUGGCUGCAGCUUUCGAGAUGUUGGUGGAAAUGUUGGAGAGAGGGUUUGUUCCUCGGGCUGCAACUUUGGAUUUGAUGAUAUGUGGGUUGUGUGAAUGCCGGCUCUUCAGCAAAGCAUUACGAGUUCUUGAGGAAAUGCUUAGUAGGUCUGUAGCUCCAGAGGCAAGGGCAUGGGAGUCGCUGCUCUCUUGUGUGGAGUUUGAUUCUGGUUGCUCAGAUUCUUUGAUUGAUUUGGAACUUCUAACGUGGCCGCUGACUGAUUAAAUCGAGUUAUGAUCUGAUGCUCAAUUGAGAGAUAUUAUUUUGGUUUUGAUCCAGAAACAUUGCACAGGUGGGACCUCACCUCAGGGAAGCUAAACUCUUUACCUGAUGUGCCAAUCCCAAUAUCAUAUCAGCGAUCAUGGCAAUCUGAGCAGAGGGUUGCCAAUGAACAACUACUGCAUUUGGUUAGGCUCAACCAGACUGUUGUGUCAGUUCGAAGAGGAAGAUCUUCUUGGGUGUUUCUUCCAUCACCAUCCAUGAUGGGACCCCCAUAUGAAUGGUUUGCAUCAUAAAAGAAGAGCUGAAGAAAUUGUUCAAUCUACAUUCAGAGAUCCUUGAAUUCUUGCAGCAUUGAGGGGGGCAUUUUCAGUAUUGUUUUCAUUUCAGUGUGGUGUUGAAUCAAACUAACCUGUUGUGCAGAAAAGUGUUGAUGUGGCAGGCGUGAUGGACAUGGAACCUGACGAUAGCUUGGGUGAGCCUGGUGAUGCAGCGGCCGACAUUGAUAAUGACGGAGCAAUUGUUGAUAUGGGUGAUCCAGCCAUUGAGAUUGCUUCCCCUAUGGACAGUUGUUUACAAAGGUCAACUAAAGCCAGAUCAGCUAAAUGGCUACUAUUAUGCAGAUCUUGGCCACGAAAGGUUUACAAGCUACAUGGCCCUGCAGUUCCUGUAUCAGCUGAUGGAUGGGAUGCAGCUGCUGCUCCUGCACCAAUUGCUGCCCCUGGGCUGGGUGUUGCUCCUCAACCUGCAGCCUCAGCCUACUGUGACUCAUGCUAGAACAUUCAAUCCACUAUCUGCUUUGACAAACAAACGGGAUUCAUAAUCAAGCUGCCAUGAAUAGUAAAAGCUUGUCUUCCUGUGGAAAAAGUAGAAGAAGAAGGAAACAAGAUCUCUGCAAACCUUUGAUUGGGAGACGAUCAUGGUUCAAACACUAGAAGCCAUCAAGGGUGCUGGAGGCUCAGUGUGCAUCGGGGCCACAGGAACAAUUGGCUCCUUGAUGACCAGGGAAAUGGAAUCCAUGAUGAAACAAAUGUCGCAAACAUCAACUUCCUCAAGAAGGAGACCUCCAACAGUCCCAGUCUCAGUGCCCUGUGGUGCAAUUCCCGAAAAAACACAGCCAAGGAAAAAUUCUGUCAAUGAAGCCAGCAGCAGCUGCAGCAGCAGCAAUGACAGAAAUCCUGGAUGUACAG
This is a messenger RNA of Magnolia sinica, 3145 nucleotides long. RefSeq names its product pentatricopeptide repeat-containing protein At2g38420, mitochondrial-like. The record is from RefSeq and is a predicted model, not a curated record. Gene Ontology annotation, molecular function: protein binding. The transcript has 5 exons. Bases 399 to 1961 code for a protein of 520 amino acids. NCBI's taxonomy places the organism in Eukaryota, Viridiplantae, Streptophyta, Magnoliopsida, Magnoliales, Magnoliaceae.